CCCCUUUGCCCUGACUUGUUGCUCGACUCUGGAAAGCUAAUCUGAAAGCAGCAGCAGUUCAUUAACAAUUUUCACACCAAGAAUCCCGACAGGACAGAGAACCAACAGGCUCACAGUGAGAGACUGAUUCCAGCACUCACAAUGGCAGACAGUGGGAAGACUAAUGAGACUGGAGCUGCAGCAACAGAAGAGGCUAAUGGAGAGCAGCAGACUGUUGUUUCGCGAGUGAGCCACUUCCCAUUGGUCAGUUCAGCUUGCGAGGCGGUUUCCAGUGCGUACAGCAGCACCAAAGACCAUGUGCCUUUGCUGAAGGGAGUGAUGGAUGUAGCCGAGAGUGGGGUCCGAACCCUAGGAGCUGCUGCCAGCACGGGGUCCAAGCCCAUUCUGGACAUGAUUGAACCACAGCUGGCCACAGUGAAUGAGUAUGCCUUGAAAGGACUGGAUAAGAUGGAAGAAAAGCUCCCGAUUCUUCACCAACCAGCAGAUAAGGUGGUGUCAGACACUGUGGGUAUGGUGUACCAGUCGGUGGCAGGAGCCAAAGAUGCAGUGAUGGGGGCUGUGAUGGGUGGUGUUGAGAUGACCCGGGCAGCAGUCAGCGGAGGUAUCCACACUGUCAUGAGCACCAGGAUGGGCCAGAUGGUCAGCAGUGGGAUGGGUCUGGCCCUCAGCCGAUCUGAGGACUGGGUUGACCAGAACUUGCCGCUCUCUGAGAGGGAGUUAGCUGCUGUGGCUGAACAUGCCAACUCUGAGGUGGCCACCUCUUCAGCCAGCCCCAGCUACUUCGUCCGUUUGGGGAAACUCUCUGCCAAGGUACAGGAAAGAGCUCUGGAGCAAUCCCUGCUCCGUGCGCGGACAGCCAGGGAUGUCACCUAUGCUGCAAUGGGUCAGAUUACCAGCACUUUUGACCUGCUGGAGAGCGCCCGAGCCAGUCUGGGUACGGCCAGUCACCAGAUAGCAGGAGCCACCGAACAGCUGCUGCAGCGCUGGUCCGAGUGGAAGCAGAACCAGGAAGAAGAGGGCAAGACCGAGUCAGAGCCAGAUGGGUCCAAAGAUGAGUCUGAGCAGCUGGAAUGGCGGACCCUGUCCAUGGUGCGUGGUCUGAGUGACCAGCUGAAGUCUGCAUGCUCCAAUGUGGUUUCAAGUGCUCAGGGUCUGCCCGGUACGGUCCAGGAACAGCUGACCAGUGCACGGCAAGCUGCUGAAGAACUGCAGUCCUCUCUGGGGAACACCAGCACAAUCACUCCCCAACUUCUGGAGCGAAGCCGGCACCAUUUAAAACAAGUUCAGCAGUCUCUGGAUGGUGUCAUGGAGUAUUUACUACACAACACUCCACUCAACUGGCUGGUUGGACCUUUUGUUGCUCAGAAAUCUGAAAAAGAUGAUGUGCCAAUGAAGCAGAUUAACCCAAACAACUAGAAUAGUUAUGUUUGUCUGUGAUAUUUUUUGGUCCUUACUACUUUUUUCUACAAAAUACACCAUGACUGUUAUGUAAUCCAGUAUGUAUUUUGAUUCUUCAAAUCUUGAUCUGAGAUGAUAUUGACAUCAUUUA
Messenger RNA from Nematolebias whitei (Rio pearlfish), 1549 nucleotides. It is a transcript of the gene plin3, whose product is annotated as perilipin 3. Lineage: Eukaryota; Metazoa; Chordata; Actinopteri; Cyprinodontiformes; Rivulidae. The transcript has 8 exons. Gene Ontology annotation, biological process: lipid storage; positive regulation of triglyceride storage. The record is from RefSeq and is a predicted model, not a curated record. Gene Ontology annotation, cellular component: cytosol; lipid droplet. The coding region runs from base 142 to 1416 and encodes 424 amino acids.